CCCUACCUACCUACCUACACUCACCUUUACUGGCUCCAUCCCCGCCUCUUCGACCUGUUUGUUUCCUCUCCACCUAUCCUCUCCGCUAUCCCUCUUCUAUCCGCCUCCCACUCUCUCCCUAUUUAUUUCAAAACCCCCUUCCCCUCCCCCUUUUCUGAUGAAGGGUCUAGGCCCGAAACGUCAGCCUCUCUGCUCCUAUGAUGCUGCUUGGCCUGCUGUGUUCAUCCAGCCCUGCACCUUGUUGUCAAGGCUUAUUAAUUGUCGUACUGUGAAAGUUGACUUGCAAAGAACAAAAUACAAGACCAAUCGGGGUGAACUACGACCUGUUCGGAACAAUUUAUCUCUCCGCUCCAACGAAGAACCGACUGUCCAUUGGGAAGACAGUAAUCCGGUCACGUGACGCUGCAGGAUCGCCUGAUGUGUUCGACCGGCGUGGUGAUCCCCGCUUGCAAUUGGCUGUUGCCAACGGAGACCCCUCGGUAAGGUCACGUGAGGGUGACGUUCGCGUGCGGGUGCCGGAUAGGAUCGCACUCAGCCAUCGGGGUGUCGAUAGUCAUUGCGGGAAGGACCGAGUGAGCGGGCGAGUAUGUCAGGCAGCGGCGAGGGGUAUACAAUGGGCGAGUCAAAGGAUAAGAUCGGUUGCGAGCCGACUGUAAAUUAUAUAACGAUGGAAGAUGUGAAAACUCACAACAGCAGCAAGUCCACAUGGCUUGUGAUACACGACAAAGUGUACGAUGUCACUAAAUUUCUGGAGGAGCAUCCUGGUGGUGAGGAGGUACUCUUUGAACAAGCUGGAGGAGAUGCCACAGAAAGCUUUGAAGAUGUUGGCCAUUCAUCUGAUGCCAGAGAGAUGCUGAAGCAGUAUUUUAUUGGAGAACUUGAUUUGGCUGAUCGAAGAAAGGAAUAUUCUAAGGAUGUUUUAAUCACAACAACAUCAAGCCAUUCCAGUUGGUGGACAAACUGGCUGAUUCCUGCCUUUGCAGCUGGCGUUGUAGGACUCAUGUAUCGCUUCUACCUAACAGAGACCAAAAGUUCAUCCUGAGGCAUUUUAGUCUAUUUUUUUCAUCGAUUGGGGAGAACAAGGUGUCUACUGAGUGAUGCCAUUAACACCCAUGUCUUCAAAGUUUUAUUGAUGAUAAUUGAAAAAUGUACAAUUAUGUAUUUAAUUUCGUUGCUCGCCUAUAAUAAGUUUUUCCUAUUCUAUGCACUAAUUAGUGAAGUAUAUUAUGUUAAGGAUUUACAAGGAGUGUACAACCAAUUCAACAAUGAAAGUUUUGAUUUCUCAAAGACCUAUUUUCCUACUCCUGGCUUAUUGUCAGGUCAAGUAUUCAAGACCACUUUUGAAUGAAGAGCACAUUGGAUAUUGUAACAUUGUUCAUUACGCUACGCACACGACCGUCAAAGUUGAGCUUUUGACAGCACGAGCAUUGUGUACACAGUUUAAGUAUUUAAGAUAGUUCAUUUACUUUCUUUCUUUCCUACCUUGUCUUUCAGAAUUAUUUUUCACUCAACUGCUGAACCGGUUUGUUGCUAGUCUGCUUCUAGUGUAAAAGAAUGGUAGCAGCUUGUAGCAGUUAUGAAUAUCAGUGCAGCUUUUUCGAAGUUUAAAAUGGAUUCCAUGAAACACUUGCUGUUAGGUUACUCAAUCUCAAUGUGAAAUGUAAUAUACAACCAUAAAUAGGUUAACAGCUGUUAUUUCUUCCUAAUCCAUUUCACCUUUGAAUAUAACAGCUCAUGCUAAAUACAGUUCCAUGGAUGAUAGCUUAGUGGUGUCUCACCAACUCUUCAUCUGGACAACAAAUUGGCAGGUUUUUUGAAAAUUAAGAUGCAGCUGACUUUAAUCUUAGUAUCUGUACUGCACUUUCCAGUGUGAGUUGCUGGUCAGUGAUGAGGGUGGAGUUGUGAGCAUGUGUCUUCGUCUCUUUCCGUAACUCUACAAUUCAGAGAUUCGUAGUGGUUGUCAUAAUUGCCAAUGGAAACUUUGUGUAGAAAGAAAUAUGUCAGGAAAGAUGCCCACUGAGCCAUAAAGAUAAUAUUGAUCUUGAAUACUGUGGUUUGCUGUACUGUUCCUAAAGUAGAAAUGUUUACCCCAAUCUCUCUUACAAGUUUGUUAUUGUUAGGGAGAAAUUUGAAGCAUGACGUCUAUAUCUUCCAUUCUGUAAAAAUUGGAAUUAGUUUUCUCUUUCUUCAUUCUCCUCCUCCUAUGAACUAAAAUGUUUCACUGAUAACCCUGCACUGCCCAACUUACUACCAAACUGGUGUGAAUUUCAAUCAACCUAAUUGAUGCAGAUGGUUAUUGUUGCAUUCUGUGUUUUAGAUUUUUAAUCGUAGGUGAUGCUAAUUAAGUUCCCCCUUCCAGUAAUUCAUUGUAAUGUAUACAUCUUGUACCUCUCUUCUGAGUCUGAAUUACAAAUUCAGAUCAGACCAAUGUAUGACUGAAAGUCUUUGCAUUUGUAAUUUUCUAAUAGUGUCCCAAAGUAAUUUUUCACAAGGCGUUUGAUAUUUUCUGCAUUAUAGGUACAUGUCUUGUGUGCUAUUACCAUAACAUGGUGUCUACUUGAAAGUUUCACUAAAAUUCUUCAUGGUGGUCCUUCAUCUAUUGAGCUAAUAAAUAAAGUCUUUCUAAAUUACCCUAGAAAGGUAAUUCACAUUUGACUACACAGUUCAUGUUUUUUCUUUUAAAAAAAAAUUACAAUAAUUGUGGAGAUUAUGCAAACGUUAUUGUACUUGAUGCAAAAAUAUCUAACUGUAAGUAUUUUCAGGCACUGUUAUCGUGUUAUGCACCAUAAUCUGUGUCAGGUGUGUAGUGUACUUUUUGGGGGCAACUGCAUCAAAUGCAUGUUAACAUAAUCACAAUAUUUCUUGGAAUAAUUUUAUCACUUAUACUGACUUUUGGUUCAAGUAUGAACAACAUUGACUUGCAUGUUUGCAUCUAUUUACUGUGUGCGCGUAAUAUCUGUACUAAUAAGCAACUGUACAAAGUCUAUAUGUACUCCUUUUUCUUUUCAAAAAGUUGUAAAAAAUAUUGGUAAUAAUCCAGCCACUAAAAUGACUUAAACUUGAGUUUGUUAUGCAUUUUUUUUUUCCUGUUUCAUGAAGAAUAGGUUGACUGUUGGUGAUCUUAUUUCAUUUAAUCCAUUAUGGUCAACUCAGUGGACUUCGAAAUUUGCACCUAACUUGGUUUUAAUUUACGUUUUUUGUUUCUGAAAGCCCAGUCCAGAGAAACUAUACGUGACUGAACCUUUGACACCAGUAGAUUUAAAAAUUUUCAAGGGCAUUGCCAUUUGCUUUUAAAUGAAAGUGAAAGUGAAUGAAGAAAGACUGGUAGUUUGAGCAUUUAUGAGUUUGGGUACGAAAAGACUCUCAGCUGAAAUAUUUUGUGGUGUUGGUUAUCUUUUCUCUACCUUUAGUUUUCUAGCUCCAUGGUUUAGUUAGUCCACCUUCAUACUAGGAAUCUAAAGGGCACACUGGCUUCAGUCACACUUGUUGUCCACUGGCAAGUAGUGAUUUUGGUGAAAAUUCACUAAUGUCUCUUCUGUGAGUCAAGCCAUCGCUGAGAAAUCGCAAAUAUAUAUAAAUAUUUUUCUAUCUUUGCCUGAAAUAUUAAAUUUUGGCUUUGAUAGGCCGGUAGAUUUAUUGUGAUUCCUCAGCCAGGUGAGGAGUGACUCAACACUAUUCCUGUCCUCACUUUAAUAUGCAGAUUUCCAAUAAACAUUGGAAACAGAUCAAACUAAAAACUGAGCCAAUUUUCUGAGUUUGAGGCUUUGAAGUAAAUGAUGAUUGUUUUGAAUCAAACUACUGGGCAAAGUGGGAAUUUAAACUUGGUAGCAUAGAAAAGGGGUCAGUAUAAUUUGUUUUUAAUGCUUAAAACAAAGUCCACCAGAUAAGACUUUUGCUGCCGACUAAUACUAACAUCAAGUUAUGUAAAAUAUUGAUCUACAUGUAUAAUUUUCAAUCUGUUCUGAUUGAUCAAUCUUACAAGAGAUCAUUAUUGUGGUAUGGCACAUAACUUGCCAAAAUGUGCAAGAGACAUUUGCUUUAUAAGUUGGAAGCCACCCGUGAGCCUCUCCACUUCAGAGAGACUUUAUUUGGGAAAAAAAUAGUUUUCCUUUUCAUUGCAUCUCUCUACAAUUUUCAAACACAAAUGUCCCACUGCUUCUCAAGUGCUAUUGUACAAAUAAUUAUCAAUGUGUGAAAAAGCUAAAUGUCUGAAACAGUAGGCACCUGGAUGGCCCAUUUUAUUAAUCUAUUGCCCCAAUAAUUGCAUAUGAGUAUUCUAUAUACAGUCACUUUUUGUUUUCGACAUUUCAUAAUGGGUUGUCAAUUUUUAAAAAUUAAGUCUAAUCUAUGAAGUUCUGUGAAAUGUUCUAUUGGGACACAUCAACAUUUUUAAAAUUUACUGGUUCCAACAACAGCUAAUGUGAUUUGUACUUAGAAACUGGAAUUACCACGGUAGCAAGUGGAACUUUUUCCCAUGUUGUAUUUGCUUAAAUUGAGAAAGAAAUCAUGAAUACUAAUUACAUUUUAUUUUCACAUGGUUAUUCUGUACCUUUAACUUUUUCUUUCAAAUGCUUUGGCUUAUAGCAUUUUAAAUAAGUCAGUUUGAUCUAUUGUGUAUUGUAUGUACCAAAUGAUAAUAUAUUCCUUGCAAUUUAAUAAUCUGCCUGCACUACAAUACUCAUAACUUUGUAAUAAAUGGGAAGAAACUA
Rhincodon typus (whale shark) is the source of this 4709-nucleotide messenger RNA. RefSeq names its product cytochrome b5. Gene Ontology annotation, molecular function: heme binding. NCBI's taxonomy places the organism in Eukaryota, Metazoa, Chordata, Chondrichthyes, Orectolobiformes, Rhincodontidae. Gene Ontology annotation, cellular component: membrane; intracellular membrane-bounded organelle. The transcript has 5 exons. The coding region runs from base 587 to 1042 and encodes 151 amino acids. The record is from RefSeq and is a predicted model, not a curated record.